AAUACAUCAAAUGUAAUUGCCUCUGAAUUAAGAACGAACGAGAGAGGAAGGAAGUGAAGAAGCAGCUCAGUGGUUUUGGAAUCCGUUGAUCUCGUCUCACACAGAAGCUUCACAUGGUAUUCCUAAAAUUACCUUAAAUUUUAAGACCCCAACCCAAUUUUUUCCCCCCCUCCCAAUAAGAAUUUUCUAGUUCAUUUCAUCCCAAUGAUGAUGAUCACGUUGCUGUCACUCGUGCUGGGUGCUCUGCACACUGCAUGCGAGGUGUUCCACACACAAGUGGGCCAGGAGAUCACCCUCCGGUGCGGCGCCGACGACUUUGUCGACAACCUGUAUUGGCUUUACAAUGAAAUUCCCAUCUUCCGUAUCAGUCGGAAGACAGGCAUUGUUUCUCAAGACAACGGUAACAACAGUAUGAGGUACAGGUUGAAGCAGACCAAUCUAAAGAUCUCCCCGGUGAAGGCUGAAGACCAAGGACGGUUCACAUGCGUGGUGGAUAAUCGGGCCUAUCGGCACAGGUUUAUUGUUGUCACUGUAUCAGUGUUCCCCAGUGGUGACCUGUGGCUGGGCAGAUCAAGCACCCUGACGUGUCAAGUGGAAGGGAUAGUCUCGGCCUGGAGAAGGCCGGGUGGCGCUGAUCGGUGGGACAGGGGAAUUGCUCGACUCGACCCGGUGGAGGAGUCCCAUGCUGGGAAAUGGCAGUGCGUCUUCUACCAGGAUGGCGCCGAGUUCAUGGAGGAAAUAACAAUCGACGUUAAAAGGGUGACAACUGCCUUGCCAACUGAAAAGGAAUUUGGUUUUACUUCGCCUACCCAGAGUUCAUUUGUGCUUCCUCAGCUAGCCUGGUGGAUUGUAGUCCUUGCUGGUAGCCUGGUGGUGUUGCUGCUGCUCAUUUUAGUACUGCUUGUGUCCUGCCAAAUCAGAAGACGAAAGAAAAGAUUCCUGCAGAUGAAGAACGGCAGAAAGCCGCCAAACGCCCGCCGGUACCACCAUUGUCGCGGCCCGACAGCUGCCGCCGCUCCACCGCCAUAAGAGAAGAAGAAGACACCCCGCCCUCGAGAUGGGAUGAAGACAAAUAAAGAAACAAAGGUGGAGAGAAAAAAAGAAUUACUGAUAUGAUGCUGAUGAAUUUUUCUCUACCAGUGACAUGAAAGUAAAUAAGACAAAUCUGGAUUAAUUUAUAUUAAUGCAUUUCUGAAUUGAAGCUGCUUUUGAUGCAUUUUGCGAUUGUCAUUUUUGCGAAUAUCUAUAUACUACUUUUUUGUUUCUCCUGGGAUGUGAGAAUAAAUUCUUUGU
This is a messenger RNA of Corythoichthys intestinalis (scribbled pipefish), 1293 nucleotides long. RefSeq names its product CD4-2 molecule, tandem duplicate 2 (gene cd4-2.2). Lineage: Eukaryota; Metazoa; Chordata; Actinopteri; Syngnathiformes; Syngnathidae. The record is from RefSeq and is a predicted model, not a curated record. The coding region runs from base 205 to 1029 and encodes 274 amino acids. The transcript has 9 exons.